Molecule: messenger RNA, 1467 nt
Organism: Macadamia integrifolia
Lineage: Eukaryota; Viridiplantae; Streptophyta; Magnoliopsida; Proteales; Proteaceae
Product: putative HVA22-like protein g
Exons: 7
Coding region: 330-1265 (311 amino acids)
Source: RefSeq, a predicted model, not a curated record
UAAUAAAUCUCUCUCUCUCUCUCUCUCUGUAUCUAUUUCAGAGCCCUUCAAGUUCUCUCUCAUUCUCUCUCGCCUCCGAAGUCGAACCGGCUUUUCCCGUAGCGUCUCGGCAGCGCAGCUUCGACUAGACGGGCGCGACGGAAGGCUAAAAGAGAGCCUCCGUUUCGAUUCCGUUGAAACUUACCAGAUCUUCUCACUUCAUUUUUUACUCUUCUUCUUUCUCUAAUCAAUCGCAUUUCCCAGCUCGAUUCUUCUUUUCUGCUUUGCAUGAUUAGUAACCACCAAAAGUUGAACUCGUCUGGCUUACUCGUAUCUAUUAAGGAUCCACAAUGAUGGGAUCCUUUCUAACCAGAGGACUGGUGAUGGUUUUUGGCUAUGCCUAUCCUGCUUAUGAAUGCUUUAAAACCGUGGAGAAGAACAAGCCAGAGAUUGAGCAGCUUCGGUUUUGGUGCCAAUACUGGAUUUUAGUUGCAGUGCUGACAGUCUUUGAGAGGGUUGGAGAUACUUUUAUAUCAUGGGUACCAAUGUACAGUGAGGCCAAAUUGGCAUUCUUCAUAUAUUUGUGGUAUCCUAAAACAAAGGGAACAGCAUAUGUGUAUGAUUCCUUCUUUAGGCCGUACCUUGCGAAGCAUGAGACUGAAAUUGAUCGUAACUUAUUAGAGUUAAGGACUAGGGCUGGGGACAUUGCAAUUUUAUAUUGGCAAAGGGCUGCAAGCUAUGGCCAGACAAGGGUUUUUGAGAUUUUGCAGUAUGUUGCUGCACAGUCUACAGCAAGGCCUCGCCCUUCACAGCAACAGCAGGGUACUGGGGUUGGCCAAACUCUGCCUACUACUCCAACUCGCCAGAACUCUGUAAAUAAGCAACAGCAGGGUACUGGGGUUCGCCAAAUUCUGCCUACUGCUCCAACUCGCCAGAACUCUGUAAAUAAGCAACAGCCCCAACAGUCAUUGUCACAUACAUCCAGUGUUGCUACUUCAGCUUCAUCUGAGGAACAGAACGAACCAGCAGCUGAAGAAGUUGCACCUCCACAAGCGCCUUCUGCACCCCCUGCAGCUGUGCGGCCCCAAACAGCAGCUGCAACUGAGCCUUCUGGUGAAAUAAGUGCCCAAGCAACAAAAAACGAAGCAGAAGCAACGCAGAUAGUGCCAGUCCAGUCCUCGAGCAAUGGAAAUUCAAAACCACAGCUACAGGAGAAGGUCAUGGACGAUGCCAUCCGGGUGACACGUGCAAGAUUGAGGAAAACACGAGCUGCAGCGAACCGUUAAGAAGUGUCCCCUGUUAUUCUUUGCCUUCCUUCUAUAUUAAGCAUUUGGUUGUAGCAAAUGUAAGUAUGGAAAUAAUGGCGAAGACAAAGGUAGAGUUGGUGCAAAAGGGAUAAUGCUUAGGAGGGUAUGUUGCUCUGAUGUUGUUGGUGUACAUUUUUUUAGCUUUUUUCCAUUUUGAUCUUCAAUUCGUUGGUUUUAUUAA